Messenger RNA from Linum tenue, 297 nucleotides. The record is from the annotation of a GenBank genome assembly. NCBI's taxonomy places the organism in Eukaryota, Viridiplantae, Streptophyta, Magnoliopsida, Malpighiales, Linaceae.
AUGAAGGGUUUGUUGUUCGGUGCAAUUGUUUGCCUGUUGGUGCUUCUACCAGCUGCAUUGAGUCAUGAUCCCGAGCCUUCCCCUUCUUCCCCUAAGAAGGGCAGAGUUGCUAACUAUCGCAUGUCCGAUGGCUUAGGAACGCCCACCGAAGCUUGUGGCUACGCCAAAACAGACAUAACUUACAACUACGGCAACGUCGCAGCUGCCUUAAGUAACCUUUGGAAGACGGAGCUGCUUGUGGCGCCUGCUAACAGGUCAAGUGCGGUACAAAAGGCUUAUGCAACAACCUUGGAUUAA